Formica exsecta is the source of this 2842-nucleotide messenger RNA. Its product is annotated as proline-, glutamic acid- and leucine-rich protein 1-like. The coding region runs from base 214 to 2772 and encodes 852 amino acids. The record is from RefSeq and is a predicted model, not a curated record. The transcript is spliced from 8 exons. Gene Ontology annotation, cellular component: nucleus. Gene Ontology annotation, biological process: rRNA processing. Lineage: Eukaryota; Metazoa; Arthropoda; Insecta; Hymenoptera; Formicidae.
CAUCUCUAGCGUCUUUCCGACCGCAGCCCUUGUCAUGUGACCAACUUUGCCUCACUUGAUUCGCCUCAAUUCACUUAUACGCGAGUUCGACAACACGUGGUAUUGGAAAUAACCUCGCUUUUUAAAGAUAGAAGUAUUAUUAUUUUUUUAUUGCACCAUAUAUACUUCGUCCCAUUUGUGAAAGAAAAUACAUAAAAGGAGAGAAAAAAAAUAAUGGAGUUUGUGCAUCUUGAUAAUGACGAUCUGCCGUUUGAUAGACAAGAGAUCGAGACAGUACAGCAGACAAUUAUAAAAAAUAUCAAUUCUCAUUUAAAUCAAACACGAUAUUAUGAUGGUUUACUUAUGCUAGAUAGAAUUCUGCCUACUUGUUCUAAGGAUGUGUUAUCCAAAUAUGGUUUAUUCUGGAUAACUAAUGCUACUAAAGUAGUGGAAAACGUGCAUAGUAGUACACAAGAUUUAACACUGGCAUGCAAAGUAUUAGGAUUUCUAAUUGAACAUUGCAAAAACAUACCAGAAUUACAUAAACAGAUUUCUACACGAAAUGUAAAACAGAUCAUAAAUACACUUAAUGCUUUACAAAAAGAUGCAAAAUGUGGAGCAGUAUAUUACUUAAUAGCCGUUUUGCUAUAUCACUAUCCUGAAGUUUGCGAACGGUUUCAGGAAUUGAUACAAAAAAUGAUAUUACUACAAAUUGACUCUACAGAUGACAAUUUAGUUAAUGCAAGCGCAAAAUGCUAUGUUCUUCUCUCUAAAGCGACAGAACGUUCAUUUAAACCAUCAGAACCUACAUUUAUAUAUACCAGAUUAAUAUAUAAUGAAAUGUUGCUUUGUAAUAGUUUACAUGUUAUACUGAAUAAAUUAUUCUAUCAAUUAUUAGAACUGGAAAGUAUAGAUAUCCAGAAUCAAUUAGAAUUACCACACAUAACUGAUAACAUACAUAACUACAACAAACAAAAACAGAGAUUUUCAAAUUUGUGUGUCUAUCUCUCCUCAAUGUUACGUGGAUAUGAAGCAAGAAAUAGUGUUUUGCCUCAGAAUAUUUUAAAGGUUUUGCAUCGAGGAUUGACGAUUACACCAUUAAAUCUAAAGAAUAAAACUUCUAGUGAACGAAUGUUGUACAUAAUCUUACCAAAAUUACAUAUCAGUUUACUCACAGUUCUUGAUGCAUUGAUAAAUGGAUUUGCACAGGAGUUAAUACCAUUUGGAGAAAAAAUAUUAGAAUUACUCCAAGGAAUAUUGCAAUGGACAAGCAUUGACUUAGAAAAUCAAAUAACCUUUAGCAAUAGUAAACCUUUCAAAAGUUUAAAAAUACAGGCUUACAAAUGUCUCUGUUCUUGGCUUAUGAAUACCAGGUCAUUGUCGGGUAUAGAGACAAUUGCAAACAAAUGUGUUAGUUCCAUAUUGAAGGAUAUAAUACCGGAACGAAAUCGUAUAUUAUUAACUAUGCCUCAAAAAACGCAGCAUUCUAAACCGGCAAUAAAACGUUUUAAACAGAGUCAGUAUGAAAAUAGCACAGUUAUGAAUAAUGGAAAAGAUUCUAUUAAAAGUGGACGUUUAGACCCAGAUUUGUGUAGAGAAGCCCUUAUUACUUUGCAGAAUAUAUUUUCCAGUGGUACCAUACUAUUGCAAGAAACGCUUUACAUGAACGUGCUGAACAAUGUGAUACCUUUAUUAAACAACUUUUAUUUGAGUUCUUCUGAACAAAGUUUUUAUAAAGAUAACAAAUGCCGUUUGGAACUAUUCAAAGUAUUAAAAGCCUUGCAAAUGAAUCCACAUAUUAAAUUAGGAUUUCCCACAAACUAUUGUCUAAAUAUAUCAAAUCUGGCAGCUCAUGAUAUUGAUGUAAACAUUGUUCAAGAAGUAACACUUGCAUUAGCUGAAUCAGAAAAAAUUAUACAUCCUGCUGCACCUACAUUCCAAUUACCUCGACAACAGAAAUCUGAUAAUGAAUUUGUUUCUGAAAGUCAAGCAGAAGAAGUUGCUACUACUAGCAAAUCAGACAAAAGAAGUCGGACUGAAGAAGAAUUUUUCCAAAAUGUAGAUGCAACAUUAUCUGCAUCUAAAAAGCCAAAAAUAAUUUCAUCAAAAUGUGUUGAAAUAAUACAAAAUAGAAAUGGUAUCGAAUUAAUAGAAGUGAAUAAUAGCAUAUUGAAUGUAGAUAAAUCUCAGAUAAAGCAGAAUUCAUGUGAAGACAUUAUUAGCAAAUUAAAUGAAAAUGAUAGAACUGAAGAAGAGCUUUCAAUAGAUACAGAUAUGAAUCAUUCGAAAAUAUCAUUUAUUGAACAGCAAACUUGCAACCUGUUAAAUACAAUUACAACCUCAAAAUGUACUGGAAAACUUUCGAGUGUAAAUACUACAAAACCAAUAGAAACGAAUAAUAGUAUAAUGGAUGUAGAUAAAUCACAGGCAGAUGAGAAUUUAUGCGAAGAAGAAGAAACUGAAAAUAUAUUACAAGAACAAUAUAAAGUACAUCAUAAUAAAAAGGAAAAUCAGCAUAAUAUUGAUAAAAUCAUAAAUUCCACUACUGAAAAUAAAAUAGAAUGUGAAUUAAUUACACAUGUUAAUACGGAAGAGAAACAACUCAAAGAAAAUUUAACAUUGUGUACAAAUAAAACAGAUAAAGGAAUAGAAGAGAUGUCUUUUCAGAAAUAUCCCAAAACUGAAGAAGAAGUAUGCAUGGAGAUGGAUGAUUCAAAAAAUCAAAAUGAAUUGAGCAUCAGUACACGAAAUUCUCCAAACAUAUUUGAAGAAGAAGCAGGUUGGCAUAGUUAGAUUGAUAUGUCUUUUAUUUGAUAUAUUCUUUUACAAUAAAAAGAUAUAUAUGUAUAAUAUAAAAGAAAUG